AUGCGUUACUCCGCCAUCACCCUCGUUGCCCUCACGGCGACAUCGUCUUCAGCUUUCUCUCUAUGGCCUCGCCAAAGCUCUAGCUGUCCUUCCGUCUGGACUGCCGUCGCCACCGAGCUUCAAGCCGACUUUGCUGGCUGUGGCGCGGAUGCUCACCAAGCCCUCCGUGCCCCCUUCCACGACUGCAUCAACAAUGGCUGUGACGGCAGUCUCGUUCUUACAGACGAGUGUGGAAGAUCAGAGAACGCCGGUCUCUCAGCUAUCUGCACGAAGCUCAAGGACUGGAGCGACAAGUACCAAGUCAGCGCAGCAGACAUGAUCCAAUUCGCCGGCGCACAAGCAAUCGCAGCCUGCCCGCUCGGCCCCAGAGUGCAAGCACUGGUUGGCCGCAAGGACAGCUCAAACGCCGCGCCUGUCGGGAGUGUACCCAGCAGCCGUGGCACCCUCGAAAGCAUCUUGGGCGCCUUUGCUGCGAAGGGCUUCUCAUCCGAUGAUGUCGUUGCCCUCAUGGGUGCGCACAGUGUGGCAGUCCAGUUCCACGACGACCCAUCGCAAGCUGGAAAGGGUCUUGACUCGACUCCUUUCAGAUACGACAACACCUUCUACCAAGAGACCAAGGACCGCAAGGCCCCUUACAGUCUCCAGAGCGAUCUUCUCAUGUCAAAUUCUUCAGAGACAUCAACCACCUGGUCCAACUUCGCUGAAGACGCGAACAGCUGGUCUACCGCCUUCACUAGCGCGUGGGACCGAUUCGCCGUCAUUGGAAGCGACGCCAGCAAGCUCCAAGAUUGCUCGAGCUUGGUCCCCAAUGGCUUCGUGACCACGAAGAGGCAGGCGUUCAACAUGGCUUUCACUAAGAAGAUGAGCGCCAAGUUCAGGUUGUAA
Messenger RNA from Alternaria triticimaculans, 885 nucleotides. RefSeq lists its product as uncharacterized. Gene Ontology annotation, biological process: response to oxidative stress. Gene Ontology annotation, molecular function: heme binding; peroxidase activity. The record is from RefSeq and is a predicted model, not a curated record. Bases 1 to 885 code for a protein of 294 amino acids. The transcript has 2 exons. NCBI's taxonomy places the organism in Eukaryota, Fungi, Ascomycota, Dothideomycetes, Pleosporales, Pleosporaceae.